Messenger RNA from Temnothorax curvispinosus, 1677 nucleotides. RefSeq names its product peptidoglycan-recognition protein LC-like. Lineage: Eukaryota; Metazoa; Arthropoda; Insecta; Hymenoptera; Formicidae. Gene Ontology annotation, molecular function: zinc ion binding; N-acetylmuramoyl-L-alanine amidase activity. The record is from RefSeq and is a predicted model, not a curated record. The coding region runs from base 135 to 1475 and encodes 446 amino acids. Gene Ontology annotation, biological process: peptidoglycan catabolic process. The transcript is spliced from 3 exons.
GUGGCGACCUGACGAACAUAAAUAUCUAAGGACUCUGACAGCUAUUUCUCGACGAGCAUAUUAAUUCUGCUGCAUGCGGCGUAUUGCAUUUAUGACGUAUCCGAUAUAAAGAAGGUGAAUUUUUCGCGUAGCUCAUGGAUACGGUGGCAUUGGUGCAACAGCAACAGCAAGCGCUCGACGGUGAUCACCAGAGUAAAAGAGAGCAGGAUCACGUGAAUAGUACUGUUGCGUUUGCCGAAAGUCACGCGGUCGUCAGGUUUUCCGGCGAGACUGAGCGGUCGGCGAGGGAAACCACGGUCGUCGCUCCGGGCAAUGGUAGCAUUGGAGUUUCCUCUACACAGUGUAGUGACGUAAACGACGACGACGAGGAAGAAGAGACGGAUGUCGAAGAAGGCGGCGCGGGCGGAUGGAUCACGAAUCUGCCGGUAUCGUCGACCAUCGUUCAGCAGCAACCAGCGUUCGCCACCACGAAUGGGGACGUCGUUCUACCGAACGCUGAUCAGCCGAUUUUUGGCGAUGUCCGCGUGAAGGACUCGACGAAUGUGCAUCUUGUUAACCAGACCUGCUACAAUGGUCCUAUUACUUUAAAGCAGCAGUUUGUUUACACGAAUCCUACUCCGAAUCAGGAUGCGAGCCGCGCCUCCAACAAUACAUCGGAUUUAUCGACGAGUAAAGACAACGGAGCUCCAAACGGAUGCAUCUUUCCGCAAAAUACUAAAUUAAAUAAAGUGACGCAAUGGCUCUGGACGUGGAAAUGGCAUACGGCUUUAUCGUGCGUUCUAGCUUUAAUACUUCUGGGUAUUAUAGUGUUUAUAACUGUACAUUUUACACAUCAAUCUGACGUAUCUCCCGCACCGUCCGAACCGACCACACGGUUUACAUGGACCAUACCACCCGCAACACCCACACCAACCACACCGAAAAUUCCAAACUCGUCUACCGAGGGUAAUAACGGGACAGAGACUCCUUUUCGCCUUGUCGAGAGGAAUGAAUGGGGUGCACGGCCACCUUCGGAACCCCUAAGAAAAAUGAAGCUGCCAGUACCACAUGUAAUUAUUUGUCACACUGCGACAGCAUUCUGUACCACGCAAUCAGAGUGCGCAAACAAAUUGAGAAUUAUCCAGAAUAAUCAGAUAAAAAAUGAUUAUGCGGAUAUCGCCUACAAUUUCAUGGUCGGAGGCGACGGCCUCGCAUAUGUUGGCAGAAACUGGAAUUACGUCGGUGGCCAUUCAGGAGAAUAUAACGGCAAAAGUAUCGGUAUUGCGUUUAUCGGUGAUUUCACUUCGGUUGUACCGCCGAAAACGCAAUUAAAUGCCGCGCAAAAGCUCAUAGAGUUAGGCAGAGGAGCCGGAAAAAUUGCGCCUGACUAUAAAUUGUUAGGUCACCGACAAGCUGUGAAGACUAAGAGUCCUGGAGAUGCCUUAUAUAAUGAAAUUAAAAAGUGGCCCUAUUGGUCAUCCCAGCCUAGACCUUAAAGGUUCCUGCUAGCUCGAUUGCCAAAAGUCCGCUUUGACAAUAUACACACGGUGUUACACCAAAAUUGUGAACUAAAAGGCGCGAAAAAUGACAUUAAAAAACUGAAUUAGUUUUGUGACCUAUAGCGCAUUUUUCGUUUCAAUGCAGUGUUUUUUUUUUAUUUAAAAUAAUUGUAGUGUUAAAAUAUACCGAAGGCUACUA